Molecule: messenger RNA, 2343 nt
Organism: Colletotrichum lupini
Lineage: Eukaryota; Fungi; Ascomycota; Sordariomycetes; Glomerellales; Glomerellaceae
Exons: 3
Coding region: 1-2343 (780 amino acids)
Source: RefSeq, a predicted model, not a curated record
AUGGGCUAUACGCACUAUUACCAGGUCAAAGAUUGGGACAGCCCAGUCUGGCAAGCCAUCUGGCCUCAGCUGAUUCAAGAUGCCCUGCUCAUCAUAGAAGCAUCGGACGUGUUCCUGACCGGGCCGGCAAAGUCUACUGAUAUCAUCACCUCGCCGAUCACGAGCGUAGACGAAGGCAUUCUUUUCAACGGGGUGGGAAUUUACGGCCACGAAACUUUCCAUUUUUGCCGUGAGGACCAAAACCAAAGACAGUUCAUGAAAACAGAAGAAAAGCCAUACGACCUUCCUGUCGCUUGCAUACUUUUGAGGGCUUCCAUCCUUUGCCCACAAGGCAUCAAAGUCCGUUCUGAUGGGAAAUGGGAUGGGCUUCUAUGGAAAGCUAUCCGCAAUCUUCAUGAGACUCUAUGGCCUGAUGACUGUUUGCAGUGCCCUUGGCAGAAUUACGACGAAGAUGACUUCUGGGAGAAUCAACAACCACGAGAGAGUAUUGGGUUGCUCGCACAAAGAUCAACAACGAAAUCGGGCGCCACGCGUAUCAAUGAGAAGGAGCAACAGAGUACGCAGCAAGACCCUUCAAAAACUAGGGAGGAUAGUAAACCUUUCUUCGCUUCGAGAGCUGAGUACGCGAUUACAGCAGCCCAGUUGAAACCCAUCAUCGGCUGGCUACGAGACUGCGAGGAGCGUCCUGAUCACAAUCGUUGCAUCGCAAACCCAUUACGAUGGCAUAAUCUCCCUGGCAUCUGCUUUCGACUCAUUGACAUUCACAAGAGAAGCAUUGUCGUCGCCCCUGAAGGGUGCUCCUUUGCCAUACUAACAUACGUCUGGGGUGGUGUCGAACAGCCCAGACUGGAACAAGCAAACUUUGAUGAAUACUCGCGCGACUAUGGGCUAGAAUCUAUCUGGUGGAAGAUACCAACGACAAUAAGACACGCUAUACUCGUUUGCGAAGUUGUUGGGGAAAGAUAUCUUUGGGUUGACGCGCUCUGCAUAGUACAGGAUUCUCCCCGCGAUGUCAAAGUCCAGAUAUUGCGAAUGCGCGAGAUCUACUCCGCCGCCAGGUUUACCAUUGCAGCAGUCUCAGCGGAGAACGCCGGAGAAGGACUGCAAGCGGCUACCAUCGCAAAACUUGCUACUACGUGUGACUCGGCCGAUGAGCUGGAUGAUGUCUUGGUACGUUCGCCUUGGGGAAGCCGGGGCUGGUGUUACCAAGAGAAAGUACUCUCACACCGGGCUGUUCUCUUCACGUCAGCUGGGGUGUUUCUGCAGUGCCAAGAAACAACGAUCAAGCUAGACGGUACUCGUCUUGCCGACUCCACGGCAAACACGGCUCUCGACAAGUCGCAGAAGGUAGGAGGCCUGUUGGGUAUCCGUCCAGGAGAAGAGUUGGAAACCUUCUUGUGUGCUGCAGAGCACUACUCGAAACUCGCUUUCACAAAAGGCGAAGAUAGAAUUUCAGCCUUCCAAGGCGUCCUCCAGAAGUUCAACGCAAGCCUUGACGGGGAAGACUCCACGUUUCAUUAUGGCUUGCCAACAUGCGCCUUCGACCAGGCCAUUUGUUGGCGGACAGCAGAUCAUCACCCGCAAGUACGGAACUCAAAUUUUCCCAGCUGGUCAUGGCUCGGAUGGGACAACAGUGUCACAUUUGACAGGACUAUACUGAGACCCGCCCACACGCGCCAAAUGAUUGGAGAUGAGCGAGGUGAAAUCGUGGUGGUAGGUCGCGGUAUUGAAUUACAAUACCCUAGCCAUCGCUAUCGCAAGCCAGCUGCUCUUUCAUUUGUCCCGCACGCAGACGAUGGCAUCUUCGGAUUUCCUUCCAGCGUAGUAUCAGGGUUCUUCAAUAGGCCCUCUCUCGAUUUGGUGGCAAGCAUCACAGAUCUUCGCAUCUCAUCAACACCUAGGAAAAUUGAGAACUCGAAUGGGCUUUAUGCUGUAUACCCAGCCAUCUGCAACAACUUGCCGCUCUCUUCACUUCCUCCUUACGGAAUGUACACGGGUGAUACCCCUCCACGACACGGUGGCCAAACUUUGAGGACCUACGAUGUCGAAGACCACGAGAACCACGGAGCCUGCGACGCAAAGGAUCCUAUUGGUUUCAUUUGGCUAGACUGUGCCUGGAGAGAUAGCCGUCCCAAGGCCGUGUACAUGGAGUUUAUGGCCCUCAACGGUCAUCCAAGCGCAGAGGAUUCUAAUGGCUGGUAUAUCACGAUGCUAAUGUGCCUCCUCAAGCCUGAUCCCUGCAAGUACUAUUCCUAUGAACGGCUUCAAGUCAUGGACUGCUGUAUUGCAGAGGCAACUUGGAUGAGAAUUGGAGCAGUGACAAAGUUGCCUUCUAUCGCUUGA